Molecule: messenger RNA, 1020 nt
Organism: Euleptes europaea (tarantolino)
Lineage: Eukaryota; Metazoa; Chordata; Lepidosauria; Squamata; Sphaerodactylidae
Gene: LRRC26
Product: leucine rich repeat containing 26
Exons: 2
Coding region: 1-1020 (339 amino acids)
Cellular component (GO): extracellular matrix
Molecular function (GO): protein binding
Source: RefSeq, a predicted model, not a curated record
AUGGCUCAGGACAGGUAUGAGAAUUCUUCUCCAAAGGCCGUAUUAAUCCCCUUUAUGGCUUGGCGUAGUAGGACCCAAACCCUCCUUUUGCCUGCCGAAGGCUCUGGCGUUCCCAGCUGCUCAAUACUGCAGGCUGGUUACAUCUUCAUGGUUGUCCUUCUUGUGCCACUGUCCUCUGCCUCUGGCUGCCCAGUUGUUUGCAGCUGCUCCUCAGGGGAGGUAGACUGCAAGGACCGCCAACUGCUUCUGGUGCCUGACGACCUGCCAGCCAACUCCACCACCGUCCUGCUGGACUACAACAGCAUUGCAGUUCUCCAUAACCACGUCUUCAUGCGCCAGCCUCUGCUGCGACGCCUGAGCCUUCACAGCAACAUCAUCAUGAGUAUCCACAGCCAGGCUCUGGUGGGCCUUGGUAAGCUUCAGGAGUUGGACCUGAGUGGGAACUCCCUGAGCAUCCUGCUGCCAGAGACAUUCUUCCCUGUGCCACAUUUGACGGUGCUCAAUCUGGGGAACAACAAACUUGUAAGUCUGGACCCUGAGCUUCUGGGGGCCCUCCCCUACCUCCAGACACUGUCCUUGCAUGGCAACGCUUUGACCUCGCUCUCUUCGGCCUUCUUUGAGAACCUGCCUGCCUUGCACACUCUCAGGCUUGAUGACAAUUCCUGGGUGUGCACCUGUGGCAUCCAGCCCCUCUCCCAGUGGCUCACUGAUAAUGCGGAUAAAGUCCCAGAUUUGAAAUCCAUCUCUUGCAAACUCCCAGCUCGCCUUGCCCGAUAUCCCAUAAUUGACAUUGGAAACAAAUCUUUUGCUCACUGCCACGAGCCCUGGUUGCUCCCUCAGGAUUAUGCCUUUUUCCUGCUCAUCGGCCCAUCCUGCUUCCUAGGCAGCAUCUGCAUCUGUUUCCUCGUUGGCUUAAUAGCAGCGGCCUGCACAAAGAUGUGGAUGGGGUCGCACAAGUACCAGGGGCCCCCAACGACACGUGCCGAACGCCAGCGCAUUAGUAGACCUGCCUACAGAUAA